GGCCUCACCACGCAGAGCAGAGUCGAUCGAGAGAAGAAGAAGGUCGAGUGAGUGGAUCGAUUAGGAAGAGAAAAGAUGGGGAAGCAGCUGCCCCUGUGCAUGGUGUUCCUGAUGGCCUUCCUCAUCGUCUUUGCCAUGCCCUCUGUCCCUGCAGAGGCAGAGAGACUAUUUGCCAUCCCUUCAAGAAUUCUGGAGGGCCAUGCCCCAGGUGUUACAGAAGAAGUCUACGAGGAGGAUAAUAAGUUGUGGAAGAAGCAUGUCAAUACUUACAAGAGGGUGAACAAGCUGAUAGGUUCUUCGAGGUAUAGGAAUAUUAUGGACAUGAAUGCAGGCCUUGGAAGUUUUGCUGCAGUGCUUGAUUCUCCCAGGUCCUGGGUAAUGAACGUUGUGCCCACUAUAUCACAGAGGAACACUCUCGGUAUCAUCUAUGAGCGAGGUCUGAUUGGCAUAUACCACGAUUGGUGUGAAGCCUUCUCUACAUACCCUAGGACAUACGACCUAAUACAUGCCAAUGGUGUCUUCAGUUUAUAUCAGAACAGGUGUGAUGUGGAAGACAUUCUUCUGGAGAUGGAUAGGAUUUUACGGCCCGAAGGUGCAGUCAUACUGCGGGACAAUGUUGAUGUACUGAACAAGGUUCGAAGCACAGUGGCGGGAAUGCGGUGGAAAUCCAAGUUACUCGAUCACGAAGAUGGCCCUCAAAUCCCUGAAAAGAUUUUGAUUGCAGUGAAAGAGUAUUGGGUUGGCAGCGAAGAAGAGAACAAUUCAUAGAUACAGAACCACGGCAAUACUUGAUAACACCAUCUUUCCCUGUGAUGUGAACCCCUGGUGCUGUUUCGUCAGUGAAUAGACUUUGUUCAUACUUCAUAGGUACUGAGUACAGACCUCACCAUUCGACAUCCAGAUCCCAUAUACAAACACUGCUUGGAUGUCGUAGAUGUUUGUUGUGCAUAUAUAGUGCCAAAGCAUUAAGGAACAUUGGUGACUUGCCAAUUCAUUUUGUAGGUAAAGGACAAUACUUGGCUGGCUACUGGCUAGUUUGUGCGAAUAUUCAUUCUAAAGAUAUAUAGAGAGAGGCUUUAGUGACUU
This is a messenger RNA of Phragmites australis (common reed), 1086 nucleotides long. RefSeq names its product probable methyltransferase PMT14. Bases 76 to 768 code for a protein of 230 amino acids. Gene Ontology annotation, molecular function: methyltransferase activity. The record is from RefSeq and is a predicted model, not a curated record. Gene Ontology annotation, cellular component: cytoplasm; endosome; trans-Golgi network. The transcript is spliced from 4 exons. NCBI's taxonomy places the organism in Eukaryota, Viridiplantae, Streptophyta, Magnoliopsida, Poales, Poaceae.